This is a messenger RNA of Fomitiporia mediterranea MF3/22, 1445 nucleotides long. RefSeq names its product O-acetylhomoserine ami. NCBI's taxonomy places the organism in Eukaryota, Fungi, Basidiomycota, Agaricomycetes, Hymenochaetales, Hymenochaetaceae. Gene Ontology annotation, biological process: transsulfuration. The transcript is spliced from 8 exons. The coding region runs from base 58 to 1386 and encodes 442 amino acids. Gene Ontology annotation, molecular function: transferase activity, transferring alkyl or aryl (other than methyl) groups; pyridoxal phosphate binding. The record is from RefSeq and is a predicted model, not a curated record.
UUAGCCCUUCCUCCAGUAACUGCUCUAAGUCUGUCGUGAACGAAGACACCGAGAACCAUGGCUGAAGAACAACGCUUCUACAAGGAACCCGAGUUUGAUACUCUCCAGAUACAUGCUGGUCAAUUCCCGGACCAGGCGACGCUCGCUCGUGCUCCGCCCAUAUACGCGACUUCCAGCUACGUGUUUAAUAACACUCAACAUGCUGCAGACCUCUUUGGUCUGAAAGCUUUUGGCAAUAUUUAUUCACGCAUUGGAAACCCAACCGUUGACGUAUUCGAGAAACGUAUAGCUGCACUUGAGGGCGGUGUCGCAGCAGUCGCAGCAUCAAGUGGGCACGCUGCCCAGUUCAUGGCAAUCUCUACGAUCGCAGGAACAGGGGACAACAUUGUCUCAACUUCAUAUCUGUAUGGAGGGUCUUACAACCAGCUAAAAGUGUACUUGAAGAAGUACGGCAUAACAGUCAAGUUUGUCCCAGGCGACAAACCCGAGACGUACGCAGCUGCCAUAGACGAUAAGACAAAAGCUCUCUACGUAGAGAGUAUCGGGAAUCCUAAGUAUAAUAUCGCACCACUACCUGAGUUGGCUAAGGUAGCGCACGAUCACGGAAUUCCUUUGAUCGUAGAUAACACCUUCGGGAUGGGAGGGUACCUAGUCCGGCCGAUCGAUCACGGUGCAGACAUCGUCGUACACAGCGCAACAAAAUGGAUUAACGGCCACGGCAACACAAUAGCCGGCGUAGUCGUCGACGCCGGAAAGUUCGACUGGACGAAAUCCGGUCGUUUCCCAUCCUUCACAGAACCCGCAGAGGGGUACCACGGUAUGAAGUUCCACGAAACGUUCGGCGCAGCUGCUUUCGCUAUCAAGCUUCGGGUGGAAAUCUUACGUGACCUCGGAGCGACGAUGAACCCCUUUUCCGCGUUCUUGUGUCUUACAGGUGUCGAGACACUUGCAUUAAGAGCGGAAAGGCAUUGUGAUAACGCCCUAGCCUUAGCACAGUGGCUUGAAUCCCACCCAAGGGUUGCCUGGGUCCAAUACCCUGGGUUGGAGAGCCAUGAUUAUCACCAAGAAGCAAAACGAUUGCUCAGACCGAAUUUAUAUGGCGGGGUAUUGAAUUUCGGUGUGAAGGGAGGAGCGAAGGAAGGGAGAGGUGUAUGUGAUGCGUUGAGAUUGGCGAGUAAUUUGGCGAAUGUUGGGGAUGCGAAGACGCUUGUGAUUCAUCCUGCUACGACUACGCAUCAGCAGUUGAGUGAUGAGGAGCAGGUUUCGGCGGGUGUUACGCCUGAUCUUAUUAGGAUAUCAGUGGGAAUAGAACACAUCUCGGAUAUCAUCGCAGAUUUCAGCCAUGCGUUGGAAGUAGCUAUCCCGGAGGAAAACAUAAAGCAGUAAAACCUCAUUUUUUCAUUGACCAUUGGUAAGUUAAAUAUUAAAGAGGAAGUAGAAGUGGA